This is a messenger RNA of Protopolystoma xenopodis, 1215 nucleotides long. The record is from the annotation of a GenBank genome assembly. NCBI's taxonomy places the organism in Eukaryota, Metazoa, Platyhelminthes, Monogenea, Polystomatidea, Polystomatidae.
AAAAACGAGCAAGAAGAUUCAAAAAUUGUUUUGGCCGAUUUGAUUGGAACUCGAUUCUGUCGAGUAGAAAAUGCGAUUAACAAUCCAUUAAUUUUCUUGGCUCAUCAGGUUGGUGCUUAUAUUUUCUUCAAUAAUGCAAAUGUUGAGGCUGGCUUCUCAAUCUCUCCCUGCUAUCCACAACGCUAUCCUGACCCAUCAACACUUAUUCUUCUCCGUCCUAACAGAUCUCUCGCAGUCGAAUCUGUGAAUGAGACUGAGCAUGCUUCAGGGGAGUCUUGCACUUCGCCGUGUGAUCAGAAAGACAAUUUAAUUAAAGUCAAUCAGCUCAGUUUUCAACCGUCCUCACGUCAUCCAUGUGAGCUGAGCCUUAACCCAGUAUCAUCAGCUUAUAAUGUUUUUUUGACCUCUACACAGGCACUGACUUCUCGCUUAGAGUUGCACACAAAGGCGCUGCUAGAUUUGGCUGGCAGGGGUCAUCUUUCGAACUGGAUACAGCCAAGUAAUGUGGAAUUGGCUUGCUCUACGGGUUCCAUAUCUCCUUUCCAUGGUCCUAAUCAAACCUUAGGGCCUAUUAGUUGCUUCGCAAAUGGUGAAAGUUCAUUCAAAGGGCUGGCCAGACAUGAAGAAGAAGUCCCUUUCAAUAUGCAUGGUGAGGAGAAAUCUUCGACCAAUUUAGUUUCGUCGGAAUCUUCCCCAAUGCCUUUAGCUGUCUCUGAUAAUCACAACCGAGCUGAAGAACUUUCUUUACCCGUUGAAGCACAAAUUGAGACAAUUCAGAUUUUAAAUCCUGCUUCCCGACAUAUAGAUGUUCCCUUGAAACCAGAAGUUGCCCCUCUUGAAGAUCUUAAAACUCAAAUAAAGACUCACUCUUUCGAAGCUAACAAUGAAAAAUUGCUAGAGCAAUCGUUAUUAAAAAAUGCCACUUCGAAAUCAGCUGUUUUAGUUGAUGAUCCUCUUGUUUUGCGCAAUACUAUGGAUGCUAGCCCCUCCGAUACUGUAUGCAAGGUUCAAACUGAUAAUAAUAAUAAAUUUGAGAGUAUGGUGUAUUCAAGUGAGACUUCUGGGCUCCAAGAUCGCCUUAAACAAAAUCUUGAACCUGUUUCUCUCCAAGAUGCCUGGGAUAUCCUGAACAAAAAAUUUGCUGCAAUCUUUCCUGAGUUAACUGGCUCCAUAGUGGUAUGUUUGAAUAGUGAACUUCUUGAACUUGAUGUCUAG